This is a messenger RNA of Desarmillaria tabescens, 612 nucleotides long. RefSeq lists its product as uncharacterized. The transcript has 3 exons. The coding region runs from base 1 to 612 and encodes 203 amino acids. NCBI's taxonomy places the organism in Eukaryota, Fungi, Basidiomycota, Agaricomycetes, Agaricales, Physalacriaceae. The record is from RefSeq and is a predicted model, not a curated record.
AUGACCCAUUGUUUCAGCCUGAAGGAGAGAGAAUCAGUAUUCCAUACUGCCACAACUCAAACUUUCGACCUUUUCAAUAAACACCUCUUUUCACCUGGGGCACAUCAAGUAGGAUUCAUCAUCACUGAUGCUGGAGAAGAAUCCAAUGAUGCUGAAGAAGAAAUGCUUUGGGCUUUACAGGAGCCAGAGUUGGACCACCAAACUGAAGUCAACAUCUCAAUUGAUGAUGAUGAUUGGUCAGCAAUAGUGAUGCUAUUGGCGAUGUUGAUGCUGCUCCCACAUGCCAAUAUUGUGGGCACUACUAAUUCAUCCUCUUCGGAGCCAGGCUAUGUGGAAAUAUCUGACAAUGAAUCCCCUGCCAUCACUGAUACCAUCACUGACACCAUUGCCAUCAGCAAGCCAAACCAGCCCAAGAUCGAGGUUGAGGAGGAGGCAAAAAAUCUACUUGUGGAGGUGUUUGAGGGAAAGGAUCUCAAGGCAGCGGUACUAAAGGUCAUGGAGCAGGAGCUGGAGUGUCUGCCAACAGUAAUGUUGUUGAAGCUCCCUGAGGUUCAGGUGGUCAGAAGCUUUGCUCUAGAGGUGGUGAUGUACAAUCCCCCACCCCCAUCAUGA